Linum tenue is the source of this 1986-nucleotide messenger RNA. The record is from the annotation of a GenBank genome assembly. NCBI's taxonomy places the organism in Eukaryota, Viridiplantae, Streptophyta, Magnoliopsida, Malpighiales, Linaceae.
AUGAAUUUUCCCGCCUCUACUUGCUUGUUGGCGUUGCUCUGUUUCUGGGUUUGCUCGGAAGAUCUGGUUUCCGGUUUGAGCGAAGAUGGGUUGGCUCUUUUAUCCCUGUUAAACCGCUGGGAGAGCUCGUCCCUUCCUCAACCCAUUGUCUCCACAUGGAACGCCUCCGACGGAACUCCAUGUUCAUGGGCCGGCGUCGAAUGCCACAACCUCACUCGCCGUGUAAUCUCCCUCAAUCUCUCAAACUACGCGAUAUCCGGCGAAUUGGGCCCUGAAAUUGGAAGGCUUUCUCGGCUGGCCACCCUGGAUUUGAGCUCCAACGAAUUCUCCGGCGAAAUCCCCUGGCUCCUGGGGAACUGUGCUGGCCUCGAGUAUCUCAAUUUGGCUAACAAUGGGGUUACUGGCAGAAUCCCAGGAAGCUUCCGAAACUUGAGAAGAGUGAAAUCAUUGAACUUGUUCUCCAACUCACUGAGUGGUGAAAUUCCCGAGUCAGUGUUUCAGAGUAUGCCUCUGCUGCAAUAUGGAUAUCUGCAUGAGAAUGCGUUCAAUGGUUCGAUUCCGGAGAGUGUUGGUAAGUUGAAUGAGAUUAUUGAGCUUUGGUUGUAUGGGAAUGCUUUUUCUGGUUCAAUUCCUGAGUCUAUAGGGAAUUGCAGCAAAUUGCAGGUUCUUUACUUGCAAUGUAACCAGUUAAUUGGUUCCUUGCCUGGCAGCUUAGCUAAUCUUAGAGAACUUGUUAAAUUCUCUGCUGCUAAUAACAGUUUGGAGGGUAGAAUUCCUUCAGGGUUUGGAAAUGUGAAGAAUCUGAGAUGUUUGGACUUAUCUUAUAAUCCGUUUAGUGGAGGGAUUCCAGAGGAUUUAGGAAACUGCAGUAACUUAAAUACACUGUUCAUUGUCCAUUGUAAUUUGAAAGGCAGCAUUCCUUCAUCAUUGGGCCUUCUGGACAAUCUCUCCCAUCUUGAUCUUUCCGAGAAUCAGUUGUCUGGGAAGAUUCCUUCUGAAUUAGGGAACUGCAAGUCAUUGACAAGAUUGAUGCUUUACUCGAACCAGCUCGAGGGGGAGAUACCGGGAGAGAUUGGGUUGCUACCGCAUCUGCUUGACCUUGAAUUGUUCAACAACAAUCUGACUGGCGAGAUUCCCAUCACCAUUUGGAAAAAUCCGAGCCUCGAGUUCAUUCUAGUGUAUCAGAACCGUCUUUCUGGUGAACUACCUGUUGAGAUGACUGAGCUCCAGCAACUGAAGAACCUGUCUUUGUAUGAGAAUCUGUUCUCUGGUGUGAUACCACAGAGUUUGGGGAUCAACAGUAGCUUGUUGCAGUUGGACUUCACAAGUAAUCAGUUCACCGGUGAUAUUCCGCCAAAUCUUUGCUUUGGGAAGCAGCUCAGAGUUCUCAACAUGGGUAAGAAUCAGCUUAAGGGCAGUGUCCCUUCAGAUGUUGGCCAGUGCUCAACUUUACGGAGAAUGAUCCUUAGUCAGAACCACCUCUCGGGACCUCUUCCGGAGUUUGCAGAAAACUCGAGCCUUUCACAUGUGGACAUCAGCGGAAAUGACAUCAAUGGGUCUCUUCCUUGGAGCCUAAGGCACUGUGGUGACCUAACAUUUCUCUAUCUUUCCAUGAAUAAGCUGACAGGGUCCAUCCCAAGUGAGAUUGGAGAUCUUGUUAAGCUUAACACUCUGGAUCUUUCACACAACCAGUUGGAAGGUUCAUUACCAUCUGAGCUUUCAAAUUGUUACCAGUUGGAGAAAUUUUAUGUGGGGUUCAACUCCCUAGCCGGUUCUAUUCCAACCGCUUUGAGAAACUGGACGAAUCUGGCAACAUUGGUCUUGAGUGAGAACCGGUUCACCGGUGGGAUUCCAUCAUUCUUAUCAAGCCUUGUGGAGCUCUCAGAGUUGGACCUUGGUGGAAAUUGCUUAGGAGGAGAGAUUCCUUCCUCACUUGGAUCUCUGCAGAAUCUUCGGUAUGGACUAAUCUCAGCAGCAAUGGGUUAA